GAGAGGUUUGGUUUUUUUUAUUGCCCUGAACUACACGUUAAAAUUUUCUAUUUCGCUUUCAUUAAACUUUAUUGUUAUUCAUUUGGAGGUUGGAGUCAGUUGGAGUUACAAAGCAGAUGUAAAGGGCGGAAAACAGCAAACGCGGAAGGUGUCAGCCACUAUCAGCCUUGUCAGGAGGUGCAGCCGGAAGGAGCAGUGGACAUCGGCAAAUAUAUAUGAGUGUUAAACGCAUCGUUUAACGAAUUGCUUGCUACGUCCAGCGAAAUCGUUGGACGAACAAGCGAGGUCGCUUCCGGUUCUUGAGUUCGCUUCCGUGAUCCGACUAUCGGCGAUUUUCGUUCUUGACUCUUUAUUUGCGUUUUGGACCUGGUUUUGUUCGAGUCACUAUGAGUCACUGACACUGGUCAGCGGCAUGCCAUCGCCGUUAUCGACGUCAUUAUCGUUGUCAUCGUUGUCGAGAGGUGGCCACUCCCGGCUGAGCUCCGAGAUAUGCUCUCCGAAUCCUUGUCCGUGGCAGUGAUCCACCCCGGCAAAAUUGUCGUUCUCGUCCACGCCAAGUGAUCAUACAAUGGAGAAUCAGGACGAUCGGACGGUCAAAGCAAACGGAAACGAGGAUCCUCAGGCGAAGAUCAGCCGAUUGGAGUCAGAGAACGUUAAGAUGCGAGAAGAGUUUAAUGUACAAAGGGCUAAGAUGAAAGAAUUGUUCCUUCAGAAAGAAGAGGAAUUAAAGCGGAGACUGGAGGAAAAUAUGGGCCUUCAGAAGGAAAAUCUGAGACUGAAGAAUGAGCUGGAUGAGGCUAAGAGCCAACUAGUCGUCGCAGAUCUUAAAAUACAAAAUCAUAUAUUGAUAGAGAAGAGGAAGGCUCAGGAAGAAAUAGCGUCUUUACAACAAGUUAUACAUGAAACGGUGGAGGAGUCUUCUUGCUCGAGAAAACAGCUUGUUAGCGAAGUGUCCAAAUUGCAAUUGACUCUUUCUAAGCUCCAAGAAGAGAACGCGCUAUUGAAAACACAAUUGCCACGCGAUCCGCCAACGGACGGACCACAAAUCUCAUUGUCUACAGUAACUAAAACAUUAGCUAGAAAAGUGGUUUCACAAUUAGGCGCGGACUCUUUAUCUUUAGGUCCUGACAAUUUAGAAGAAAGCAUGCGGAAGGUAAAAAAAUAUGCGCAAGAAGAUGCGGAAGUUUUACGUUCGUUGGUUGUGCCACUUGAAGAGGAAAUAAAAGCUUUAAAAGAGAAACUAAGGUCAACCGAUGAUGAAUUGCAAAAAUGUAAAGAAGUUCUAUUAAAGAAACGGCAGCAGGAACCUGGUUCCUUUGAGCCAUCGUGUGAUAUGUGUGCAAACUACGAAGCACAAUUAGUCAAAGUAGAAGCGACUGCCAAGAAUUUAGAGAAGCAGCUGUUGGAUUCACAACGUAUGCUACAAGCUCAAAAGGAAGAUCUAGCUAAGGAAGUUGAAUUUCGAAAAGAGAUGGAGGAAAAGUGGAAUGAGAAGAAGGAAGAGCAUAAAAUCAAAGUUGCGGAACUCACUGUUACCUCGCAGACAGCGCAACAAAAUUUAUUAGAACUAAAGAAAACUUUUGAACAAAUUCAAAGGAACGUAUCGGAGGAACUUAUUAAAUUGACACGAGGCAGAGAAGAAGUACAGAGACAUCUUACUGCACUUCAGAUGGAGAAUGAAAAUCUUGUAGGUAAACAUAGCAAACAUUCGCAACAACUUCAAAGUGAAAGCAUCAACAUGCCAAACACUGUUGAGGAAUUGCAUAUGAGUCUUUUAAAGAUGCGUGAGGAUUUAAUUACAGCCAAAGUAGCUCAAGAAGUUGCACAAGAGAAGGAAGAGACAUUGCGAUAUGAAGUUACUUUAUUGAGAGAACAAAUGGAGCAAGAGAGUAGGGUUAAAGAACAGGAUAUUGCCGUUUUAAAGAAUGAAAUAAGCGGGUUGAGAGCACAAUUAGAUAAAUACAUAAGAGAUCAUCGUACACUCGCUGAUAGAGAAGAGAAACUUGAUCGAUUGGAAAAACAGCUACAGGAAAUCCAAAAAGAGAAGAAGGAUGCAGAUUCAGUUAUAAGUGAACUACGACAAAGAGUUAUGAGUUUACAGCAAGAAUUAGAUACUAGUGAGGCAGUACAGAAAGACUUUGUUAGAUUAUCACAAUCAUUACAGGUACAACUGGAAAGGAUUAGGCAGGCAGGUAGUGAAGUAAGAUGGCAACAUGAAGAGGACGUUGAAGAGUGUCCUAGUUGCCAUACUACAUUUUCAGUUACAAAAAAGAAGGUACAUUGCCGUCACUGUGGCCAUAUAUUUUGUCAAUCUUGCCUCUCACACGUUGUGAACAGUGGGCCGAAACAAAGACCAUCCAGAGUCUGUGAUGUUUGUCAUACUUUAUUAGUGCAAGAUACCGCACCAUACUUCAGCCAAGAACCUCCACAUACACCUGAUUAAAUGUUCUAAAGUUACGGGACUUUAACAUAGUUUAACGAGAUGUGCAAUAUCAGUCCGGUAAUACGUUGACUAGUAUCUCAAAACUAUACCGAUCAUUAGGUGACUAACGAUGACUCUCUUUUGUUUGCAGAGAGAAAGUUAGACGUGUUGAUAGCAUAAAAAUGGGAUUAGAUAAGAUUCUUAUUACCUGAAAACCGGAGUGAUAUAAGAAAUAUCGUGUAAAUAUAAAGUUAUGUAUUACCUAAUGGUUACUGUAAUUUAAACAGAUUAAAGCUUUUGAAUGUAUGUGAGUUAUA
Molecule: messenger RNA, 2739 nt
Organism: Trachymyrmex cornetzi
Lineage: Eukaryota; Metazoa; Arthropoda; Insecta; Hymenoptera; Formicidae
Gene: Rbpn-5
Product: Rab GTPase-binding effector protein rabaptin-5
Exons: 9
Coding region: 569-2443 (624 amino acids)
Biological process (GO): endocytosis
Cellular component (GO): intracellular membrane-bounded organelle
Molecular function (GO): GTPase activator activity; metal ion binding; growth factor activity
Source: RefSeq, a predicted model, not a curated record